GAGCGCAGAUUUUCUGUUUCUCUGGAGCUGUUGUGACUCUCAGUUGGAUACUGGUGAAUCGAGUAUGUCUCACACUGUGACUCUCAGCGGUCCCUCGCCGUGGGGUUUUCGGCUGGUGGGUGGAAGGGACUUCAGCACCCCGCUCACCAUCUCCAGAAUAACACCUGCAAGUAAAGCAGCACUGAGCGACCUGUGCCCGGGAGACACCAUCCUGGCCAUCAAUGGAGAUAGCACAGAGAGCAUGACACACAUGGAGGCCCAGAAUCGCAUCAAAGCCUGCACAGAUCAGCUUGUUCUGGUUAUCAGCAGAUCUGGAAGAGCUUGGUCUCCCACUGGAAUAGAAGAAAACAAGAGCAGUUCAAAAAGUGGCACACUGGAGUCUGAGUCACAGACCUUCCGACCAAUCAGCAGUGGCUAUAGCCCCUUUCCCAAGAGCCCAUCCCCCAAGAGUCCAAUUACCUGCGGCGUGCCCUGCAAUAACGGCAACUCAAGACCUAUGUACAACAAUCCAGCUGGAUUAUAUUCACACAACAACGGCAACGGUGCCCUACCGAAGCAGAUGGCAGGCCUCAGUCUAUGCUCUCCAAACAGUUUCAGCCCUGAACCGCCAGUGAAUUCAUCAGGCAGCCGCAACGGGGUCGACACACAGUCAGAUGUCUACAGGAUGCUUCAGGACUAUGAGGAACCGGUGUCAGCUCCCAAACAAUCUGGAUCCUUUAAAUACCUGCAGGGAAUCCUGGAAGCAGAGGAUGGGGGGAUUUCUCCAGUGGAGAAACAUUCAGUAAGAGGCUUGCGUUCUCCAGUCAAAUCUCCAGUACCAAAACUGUGCAGCCCCAUCAGCGCUCCUCUCACUCCCAUCCCUGGACUACAGAAGCUGCCCCAGUGCACGCGCUGUGCUAAUGGCAUUGUUGGAACCAUCGUGAAAGCCAGAGACAAGCUCUAUCAUCCUGAUUGUUUCAUGUGUGAUGACUGUGGGCUCAAUCUAAAGCAGAGAGGAUAUUUCUUCAUUGAUGACAAUCUGUAUUGUGAGACCCAUGCCAAGGCACGUGUGCAACCCCCUGAAGGCUAUGAUGUGGUGGCCGUGUACCCCAACUCUAAAGUUGAACUGGUCUAAACAUAAGACAAACACACACACAAGUUUUUCGCCAAGGAUUCGACAUGACCAACCCAAUCUUGCAAUCCAUGUGGGAAUGAGAAAAGCAAACUGAAACUUCUCCUGAAAAUCUUUUUCAGACACUGCUCAACUUCCUCCUAGGUUUAUGUUCUGUUUUAACCUGCUGUGUUGUCAGUGAACUCAAAAGAAGAGCUGUUGUUUAGGCCAGCACCACUUUUCCUGUCAUUAGAAAGUCAACUCUGGUGUUGCUUUAAGAAGAAAAAUGGAAACGUAAGGUAACAGUGUAGAAAAUAAACCACGACCCAGAUACUUUGAUGAACAUCUGUUCACCUAAAUUCCAGCGGCACCCCAGGGAUUUGUUGUUCUGAAAGAUGUGAUUGACUGAGGUGUUCAAAAAGGCCAUGAAAAAUGCCUCAAGCCAUAUGGAAAAUGGUAAUGUAUUCAUUUAUUCAGAAAGUUUGGGACGUUAUGUUUAUUCUUUGGCUAAGAAGCCAAGAAAUGUAUUAUUAUUAUUAACUUUUCCGUAGACGCAAGUAAGAGGCUCUAGAAACGGAACACUAUUUCUGUUUGUAUGCUAGAUCAUUUCAUUGGCUUUAAGCAGACUUAGAAACAAAACAUACUCAAUCCAUGUACAUGACUGCAAAUGCUAGCAAUGCAAGUUUAAUUUCAAGUGUCAUUGUUUUAGAAAACACAACUAUGAAUUGCAUUCUUGGAAGUACAUAAACACAAGUGCUUUUAGCUCAGUGUUGAGUGUAAUCUGAUUACAGAAUAAUUAGUUACUGUAAUGUAAUUACCUUUAAGUCAAAAUUAGAGUAACACAUGACAUUUUAAAUUCUAGUAAUCAGAUUAGUUACUUACAAUUAAACGAAUUACUGAAGUACUGUACAUUACUUGAGUUACACUUUUCUAAAAUAGUACUAUUUAUGUAGAAUUUAAAACAUGAAUUAUGUAAAUAUACUGAUGAGCCAAAUCAUUAUGACCACCUGCCUAAUAUGCUGUUGGUCCUCCGCGUGCCGCAAAAACAGCACCGACCUGCCAAGGCAUGGACUCUACAAGAUCCCUGAAGUUGUCCUGUGGUAUCUGGCACCAAGACAUUAGCAGCAGAUCCUUCAAGUCCUGUAAGUUGCGAGGUGGAGCUGCCAUGGAUCGGACUUGUUGGUCCAGCACAUCCCACAGAUGCUCAAUCAGACUGAGAUCUGCGGAAUUUGGAGGCCAGGGCAACACCUUGAACUCUUCAUCAUGUUUCUCAAACCAUCCCCGAACAAUGUGUGCAGUGUGGCAGGGCGCAUUAUCCUGCUGAAAGAGGCCACUGCCAUCAGGGAAUACCAUUGCCAUGAAGGGUGUACCUGGUCUGCAAUAAAGUUUAGGUAGGUGGCACGUGUCAAAAUGAUGUCCACAUGAAUUGCCGGACCCAGGGUUUCCCAGCAGUACAUUGCCCAGAGCAUCACGCCCCCUCCACUGGCUUGUCGUCUUCCCAUAGUGCAUCCUGGUACCAUCACUUCCCCAGGUAAAUGGCGCACACAUACAUGGCCCUCCAAGUGAUGUAAAAGAAAGCGGGACUCAUCGGACCAUACGACCUACUUCCACUGCUACCAGGUCCAUUUCAAUGCUCACGUGCCCAUUGUAGGCACUUUCGAUUGUGGACAAGGGUUAUCAUGGAGACUCUGACCAUUAUGUGGCUACGCAGCCCCAUACACAGCAGGGUGCAAUGCACUGUGUGUUGUGACAUAUUCCUCCCGUAACUGUCAUUAAAAUUUUCUUUGACUUGUGCCACAGUACACCUUCUGUUGGCUCGGACCAGACGGGAUAGCCUUUGUUGCCCUCACGCGUCAGUGAACCUCGGGCGCCCAACACCCUGUCGCCGGUUUGUGGUUUGUCCCUCCUCAGACCACUGUCGAUAGGUACUCACCACUGCUGAAUGGGAGCACCCCACAAGCCUUGCCAUUUCAGAAAUGCUCUGACCCAGUCAUCUGGCCAUAACAGUUUGGCCCUUGUCAAAGUCGCACAGGUCUUUACUCCUGCCCAUUUCUGCUGCAUUCAACACUACGAGACUACGAGAACUGAUUGUUCGCUUACCAUAUAAUCUACCCAGACCUUGAUAUGUGGCCUUGUUAGGAGAUGAUCAACGUAAUUCGCUUCACAUGUGAGUGGUCAUAAUGUUUUGGCUCAUCGGUGUAUGUACAUCUCUUUGCGUUUCUGUGACAGCUGAAGAGUGUACGCCCCAUAAUAAGUAAUAGUAAGGGAGAAAUGUGAGGUAUUUGGGUACAACUGAUCAAGGAGGAAAUAUAGACAUUAUUUUAAAUUCGUUGAGCAAAAAAACUAAAACUCUGUGAAAAGUGCUUUAGAAAGUAAUUUAAAAGUAAAGUAAUUAGUAAUCUGAUUACAAAAUAUAGAAGUAAUUUGUAAUGGAUUACUUUUGAGUAAUUUACCCAACACUGUUCUAGCUACGCAAGUUCAAUUUCAUGUGUCGUGUUCUGAAAUGUGUCGGAAUGCAAUUCAUACUGCAAAACAACGCAACUCUGCAUUGCUUUCUUAGAAGUACGUGAGCGCAAACGAUUCUAGCUGCACAAGCUUGAUUUCACGUGUUGUUGCAUUCCGCAAAACAACCUUUCAUGAUGUCUUUUCUUCUUUUGCCUAUUUAGUAAUAUAUUAUACUGUAGCACACACUCAUUUGUCAACAUGUUUAAAGCUAGCUACCUAAAAUAAUAAACACAUUGGGUUUAAUGGCACAGACAUUUGAAGUUAACUCUAUCGCCCCCUUAAGUACCAAUGUUUGUUACCGCCACAGUAAGACAAGCAUGCAUGUUAUGUACAAUAAGACCAUGUGCUUACAACACGUUUACCAAGGCGUCUACAGUAUGUUUGCAUACUUGUGUAGAGUGUUUCUGGCCUUUUUAACAGAUGUAAACUUAAUUUCUUUAACUGGUAUAGAUGUCUGCUUUAUGUAAAACAACGAAUUUAGAAAAAUAGAAUCAAACAGACUAAAGAUUACUAAAGUAGGCAUGCUUUUAUUUUAUUUUUUUUGGCUUUUCUUUACCGCGGAGUCCGCAGAGAAGUGUUGAUGCUUUUGUAAAUUCUGUAAAAAAUGACAAAUGUUUGUUUUUGCUAGUUUCUUAUGAAUUAUAUAUACGUGUGCCUUUUUAAAACUUGUAACACAUUAUAACACUGCUUCCUUGUAAUAAGAGACUUCUGUAAAUAUUUGGAUGCUAACAGAUUGUUAAUUUUUUAACAUAAUGACAAGGAACUAAAAAAACAAAAAAAAAAAAACAAAAAAAAAACAGAAAUGGAACUGUUUUGUAUUUCUUAUUGCAAGGUGUUUUGGUCAUUUUUAAGCAAUUAUCUGACCCAAAAUAGAAAUUCUGCCAUCAUUUAUUUAUCCUCAUGGCACCAUCUUCCAUGAAACACAAAAAGAGAGGUUUUGAGGAAUUCUCAUGCUGAUCUUUUCCAUAAUGAUGAAUAAGGAAAUACUUAAGAAAAUAAAAAUAAAAUACUUCAGUAAAUUAUGUCAGAAUUUCAUUUUUAGGUGAGCUUUUCCUAAAAAAUAAUUUGUUUUCACUACAGUUGGCUUGUUAUUCAAAGAUCCUGAUGUAGACGUGUGUUGCAAUGGUUUAAUGAGCAUGUUUUCUUAAAGAAAUUCAUCCUCUAUCACAGCCAAGAAGUCCAUGUUGACUUUGCAUGUAAAAUGAGAGGAGUUUGUGCUUUCAGGAUAGCUGUGAAGGUCAAACUGCAUUUCUGAUGCACGGAAAGCAUUCAGUGGUCUCUCCAUAAUCAAAUCCAGGAGCAGGACACUCUUAAAUACGGCCUUCAGUUGCACUUCACAUUCCAUUUCUUCUCUUUCCCUCACAAUCUCCAACCACGAAGAGCAUUGGAAUGGCACCUUUUAAACAAAAUGACUGUCUAAAAUACAACGUGGUCAGCAUCGUGGCAAACGCUUUUUUCCAAGCCUGACUCAGUGAAUGUUUCUAACUUCUGCAUAACAGAAAUAAGAUGUUUCCAUAAAUAUUGUGGGGCAUUUGUACUUUGACAUUUUCCUCUUAUCACUUGGUGAUUAAAAGUGCAAAAUGUUAAAAAUGAUAAUAAAUUGGCUGAAUUUGAAAUGGGUUUCUAUCAAUGAGUAUCA
Molecule: messenger RNA, 5234 nt
Organism: Myxocyprinus asiaticus (Chinese sucker)
Lineage: Eukaryota; Metazoa; Chordata; Actinopteri; Cypriniformes; Catostomidae
Product: PDZ and LIM domain protein 4-like
Exons: 7
Coding region: 65-1114 (349 amino acids)
Biological process (GO): muscle structure development; actin cytoskeleton organization; heart development
Cellular component (GO): adherens junction; filamentous actin; Z disc
Molecular function (GO): actin binding; muscle alpha-actinin binding
Source: RefSeq, a predicted model, not a curated record